Tigriopus californicus is the source of this 1190-nucleotide messenger RNA. RefSeq lists its product as uncharacterized. The coding region runs from base 6 to 1190 and encodes 394 amino acids. Lineage: Eukaryota; Metazoa; Arthropoda; Copepoda; Harpacticoida; Harpacticidae. The record is from RefSeq and is a predicted model, not a curated record. The transcript is spliced from 15 exons.
CGACCAUGUUUUCCAAAGGCUUUCUGAUCGGUCUUAUUCUUACCAAUCUGGCCGAUUUGCAGCAUGUUUCAGGAGUUCGUUUUGAUAAAAACUCGAUGCUUCCUGGAUAUCAUAGACAAAAGAGACUAUUUAGCCUUUUCAACAUCGUUCAAUUCCAGAACGGUGCUUGUUCCGCGGUUACUUCAUUGGGAACAACGGGGACGUGCUUGAGCGCCCAAGAAUGCUCAGCACAGGAAGGAACAUCCGAUGGGAACUGUGGUUCAGGCUUCGGGGUUUGCUGCAUCUUUGCUGUAACUGGAUGUGGAGGAACCUUGAAUCGAAAUUGCACUUACAUUCGGAACAUGGGCUUUCCUGGGGCAGAUACCGAUAACGGCCGAACUUGUUCCGUGAUCCUAGAUCGGAUUGCGGAUGACAUUUGCCAAAUUCGGUUGGACUUUCAGGAAACCACAAAUAUUCCCCUCGGAACGAAUGCAGGUUCUUGUGGAGGAACAGGGGACAGUUUGACAGUGAUCAGCCCGCACUCAACGUCGGUGAGUGCGUUUCCCCCGGCCGUGUGCGGCAUUCUCACCGGUCAACACAUGUACUUUGAGAGCGGCAGAAUGGGAGACUCUGCAGGUCAAGUGAACAUUUUGCAAGGCACCGGAACCGCAGACAGGCGAUACAACAUCAAGGUGUCGUUCAUUCAUUGCAACAGCUUAGUCCGGGCUCCGAGUGGAUGCACCCAAUAUUUCACGGGUCGCACUGGAACAAUCACGUCGUACAAUUUUCCCGGGGGUCAAUUACUCGGCAACCAAAAUUAUGCUAAUUGCAUUCGACAAAGGGAAGGCUAUUGCUCGGUGGAAUAUUCGGAGACACAGAUCACUUCCCCUGACCCUUUCGAUUUGGAUGCAAAUUCACCUUCAACUGUCUCGGACAAUUGUAUGAACAGCAAUUUCAUAACCAUUCCCAGUACAAUCCUUCAAAAUGUUGUGGGCACAUUCCCUGAGCUUCAGCAAGACGUUGUCACUCGGGUGCCUUCAAUGCGUUGCAACACGGUCUUUGGAGGAUUACCGGGAACAGCCAUUCCUGGAACAUUGCAAUCCCUGGAAAACGUCCCUUUCGUGAUGAAUGUGCUGACCAGGCCAAGUGAUGGCAAUGGAUUGGCCAGCCUCACCGGAUUCAGCUUAGAUUACACGCAAUUGCCGUGUUGA